Molecule: messenger RNA, 8273 nt
Organism: Nannospalax galili (Upper Galilee mountains blind mole rat)
Lineage: Eukaryota; Metazoa; Chordata; Mammalia; Rodentia; Spalacidae
Gene: Frmpd4
Product: FERM and PDZ domain containing 4
Exons: 17
Coding region: 330-4286 (1318 amino acids)
Cellular component (GO): cytoskeleton
Molecular function (GO): protein binding
Source: RefSeq, a predicted model, not a curated record
GAGAGAGAGAGAGAGAGAGAGAGACACGCACUGGCUAGCUGGAGCUUCCAGUCUUUCCCGGGUGGCAUUGGCUCUUUGCAGUGGCCCUGUCACCAGGUGAAAGCUGCCUGCUGGGUGGGAGAACGCACCCUAGUGCGGCCAGCUGACCUUCACUGACUCUGGAGAGAAUUUGUGAAGGGUCUGGGAGAAGAAGCCUUAAGACUCCAAGAGACAGAAGAAAGCCCCCCCCCCAACCAAAGAAUCUUCUGCCACUGGGGGAGAUAGCACUGAGUUAACAAACAGGCUUGAUUACCCAAGGUAAUUAUGUAAAAGGAGCCGAGGAGUUCUAAAUGGCUGCAACUUGGAGUUUACUCUGCCUAAGCCACAGGACCAAGUCUUCAGGCUGGCCACCUCCCUCAGGAACCUGGGGCUUGAACCAGGUGCCACCCUAUGGAUGGGAGAUGAUGACAAACCGAGAUGGGCGUGACUACUUCAUCAAUCACAUGACACAGGCAAUCCCAUUUGAUGACCCUCGGUUUGAAAACUGCCAAAUCAUCCCUCCAGCACCCCGGAAGGUUGAGAUGAGGCGAGAUCCUGUGCUGGGCUUUGGAUUCGUGGCAGGGAGUGAAAAGCCAGUGGUCGUACGCUCAGUAACACCUGGUGGCCCGUCAGAAGGCAAGCUGAUCCCAGGAGACCAGAUUGUAAUGAUCAAUGAUGAAGCUGUCAGUGCUGCACCCAGAGAACGGGUCAUUGACCUGGUCAGAAGCUGCAAAGAAUCGAUCCUGCUCACUGUCAUUCAGCCCUAUCCCUCUCCCAAAUCAGCAUUUAUUAGUGCUGCGAAAAAGGCAAGAUUAAAGUCUAAUCCUGUCAAAGUGCGCUUUUCAGAGGAGGUCAUCAUCAAUGGCCAAGUGUCGGAAACUGUUAAGGACAACUCACUUCUUUUCAUGCCAAAUGUUUUGAAAGUCUAUUUGGAAAAUGGGCAGACCAAAUCCUUCCGCUUUGACUGCAGCACCUCCAUCAAGGAUGUCAUCUUAACCCUGCAAGAGAAGCUCUCCAUCAAAGGCAUUGAACACUUCUCCCUCAUGCUGGAGCAGAGAACCGAAGGGGCCGGAACUAAGCUGCUCUUGCUUCAUGAACAGGAGACACUCACUCAGGUGACACAGAGGCCCUGCUCCCAUAAAAUGAGGUGUCUUUUCCGAAUCAGCUUUGUCCCAAAAGAUCCAAUUGACCUGUUAAGGAGAGAUCCAGUUGCUUUUGAGUAUCUGUAUGUUCAGAGUUGUAACGAUGUCGUUCAGGAGCGAUUUGGGCCGGAGCUGAAAUAUGACAUCGCCUUGCGGCUGGCCGCUUUACAAAUGUACAUUGCCACUGUUACCACCAAACAGACGCAGAAAAUCUCCCUCAAAUAUAUCGAGAAAGAAUGGGGAUUAGAGACUUUUCUUCCCUCUGCUGUGCUGCAAAGCAUGAAAGAGAAAAACAUCAAGAAAGCACUUUCACACCUUGUCAAAGCAAAUCAAAACUUGGUACCACCGGGUAAAAAGCUCUCUGCACUGCAAGCCAAGGUUCACUAUCUCAAGUUUCUCAGUGACCUACGAUUGUAUGGGGGUCGUGUAUUCAAGGCAACGUUAGUGCAGGCAGAGAAGCGCUCAGAAGUGACUCUUCUGGUUGGGCCCCGGUAUGGCAUAAGCCAUGUCAUAAACACCAAAACCAAUCUGGUGGCUCUUUUAGCCGACUUCAGCCAUGUCAACAGGAUCGAAAUGUUUACUGAAGAGGAAAGCUUGGUGAGGGUGGAGCUACACGUACUCGAUGUGAAGCCCAUCACACUCCUUAUGGAGUCAUCAGAUGCCAUGAACCUAGCCUGUCUGACAGCUGGAUACUACAGGCUGCUUGUGGACUCCAGGAGAUCGAUAUUUAACAUGGCCAACAAAAAAACUACUACAGGCACCCAGGACACAGGAACAGAAAAUAAAGGAAAGCAUAACCUCCUUGGUCCUGAAUGGAACUGUAUGCCCCAGAUGACAACUUUCAUUGGUGAAGGGGAGCAAGAAGCCCAGAUCACAUAUAUAGAUUCCAAGCAGAAGACAGUUGAGAUGGCAGACAGCACCUUAUGUCCCAAAGAACACCGGCAUUUAUACAUUCACAACACAUAUAAUUCAGAUGAACUUAGCCAGCCGCUGACUCAGCCAGGUGAUGCCCCCUGUGAGGCAGACUACAGAAGUCUAGCUCAGCGGUCCCUGAUGACCCUCUCAGGACCAGACACUCUGAAGAAAGCACAGGAAUCUCCGCGAGGAGCUAAAGUGUCCUUUAUUUUUGGAGAUCUCGCCUUGGAUGAUGGCAUGAGUCCCCCAACUCUUGGCUAUGAAAGACUGUUAGAUGAGAGUCCAGAAAUGCUAGAGAAGCAGAGGAAUCUCUACAUCAGCAGUGCCAAUGACAUGAAGAACCUCGACCUCACUCCAGAUUCAGACAGCAUCCAGUUUGUGGCAAAUUCUGUAUAUGCAAAUAUAGGUGAUGUGAAGAACUUUGAGGCCCCUGAGGGGAUAGAGGAACCUCUCUUGCAUGACAUCUGUUAUGCAGACAACACCGAUGAUGCAGAAGAUGAAGAUGAAGUGAGCUGCGAGGAAGACCUCGUGGUGGGUGAGAUGAAUCAACCAGCCAUCCUCGACCUGUCCGGGUCAAGUGAUGAUAUCAUUGACCUCACGACCCUGCCUCCUCCAGAAGGGGAUGACAACGAGGAUGACUUCCUCCUACGUUCUUUGAACAUGGCCAUCGCUGCACCCCCACCUGGCUUUAGAGACAGUUCAGAUGAGGAGGACACUCAGAGCCAGGCAGCAUCAUUCCAUGAGAACAAGGAACAAGGCAGCAGCCUACAGAAUGAGGAGAUCCCCGUGUCCCUCAUUGAUGCUGUGCCCACCAGUGCUGAGGGCACAUGUGAGAAAGGACUGGAUCAUGCUGUCGUUUCUACGCUGGAAGCUCUAGAAGCUCUUUCUGUAUCAGAAGAACAGCAGAAGAGUGACAAUUCAGGUGUAGCCAUCUUGCGGGCUUAUAGUCCUGAGUCUUCAUCAGACUCGGGCAAUGAAACUAACUCUUCUGAAAUGACUGAGAGUUCUGAACUGGCCGCAGCACAAAAGCAGUCAGAAAGCCUUUCCCGCAUGUUCUUGGCCACUCAUGAAGGCUACCACCCUCUUGCAGAAGAGCAGACAGAGUUCCCCACUUCCAAAGUCCCCACAGGAGUCUUGCCUCCAAAGUCCUCCCAUGGCCUGACUGCUCGCCCAGCGACUGACCUCUCACCCAAAGUUGUGCCUUCCAAGCAGAUCCUUCACUCAGAACACAUGGAAAUGGAGCCGGAAACUAUGGAGACCAAGUCGGUCACUGACUAUUUUAGCAAAUUGCACAUGGGGUCAGUGGCAUAUUCCUGUACCAGCAAAAGGAAAAGCAAGCUGGCCGAGGGGGAGGGGAAAGCCUCCCCCAGUGGGAAUACACCAGGGAAAAAGCAGCAAGGAACCAAAAUGACAGAGAUGGAGGACGAUGCCAAAGGCAAAGCUGGUACUGGGUCCUCAAGAGACAGUCCACACCUCAGCACUUUUAACCUGGAGAGAACUGCCUUUCGCAAGGACAGCCAAAGAUGGUAUGUGGCCUCUGAUGGUGGGGUGGCAGAGAAAAGUGGAGUGGAAACACCAGCCAUGAAAGCCUUCCCCAGAGGUUCUGGUCUGGGGACCAGGGAGGCUGAAGGGAAGGAGGAUAGAUCUCUGGAGGGAGAAGCUGAUGAUGGUUCAGGACUUGGCCAAGGGGACCACUUCCUCACAGAUAUGACUUGUGUAGCCAAAGACUUAGACAACCCUGAAGAUGCUGACUUGUCCACUUGUGACCAUGCCACCAAGCUUCCCGAGGCUGAAGAGAAUGUGGCACGCCUUUGUGACUACCACUUGGCCAAGAGGAUGUCAUCCCUGCAGAGUGAAGGCCAUUUUUCCCUACAGAGCUCUCAAGGUUCUUCAGUGGACACAGGCUGUGGCGCUGGCAGCAGCGGAAGUGCCUGUGCCACUCCUGUGGAGUCGCCCCUCUGCCCCUCCAUGGGGAAACACCUGAUUCCAGAUGCUUCUGGGAAAGUUGGGAAUUAUGUUUCAUCAGAGGAGAGAGCCACAGGCCUUCCUAACCACGGAGCCACCUUCAAGGAACUGCACCCACAGACAGAAGGGAUGUGCCCACGCAUGACAGUGCCUGCUCUGCACACAGCCAUUAAUGCCGACCCCCUAUUUGGCACUUUGAGAGAUGGAUGUCAUAGACUGCCCAAGAUUAAGGAAACCACAGUGUAGCUUUGACAGAGCCUGGGAAGGAGAGACAAGGAGGCAUGCCUUCAGCUUGGUCUCAACAUUCUGAAGCUGAUCCCAUCCUGCUACCAUCAAAUAUUCACUCGGAAUCAAAGGUGCCAAUUCCAAAUCAAGACCCUAAUGAUUUCUCCCAAGCAAACCAGGCAUUCAGAGAGGCUGUGAGCUGGAGGCCAGCAGAUCCGAGAGGGGGGAGUCUCAGGACACCCCCCAGCCAGAGGGCUCUCAGACAUAGCAGCAGUAUCCUCUCAGGACCUGUAGGUUUGGAAACCUUCCGAGAGAGAACCAAGGGUGCAGUCAGCUUGAAGUAUCCAGGUAUCACAGAAGCACAGGAGACCAGUUCGGAAAGACGAGCAGAACUCCCGCUGGGGAGGAAGCUCACCAAGAGUUUUUCCCAAAGCUCAAUGCACUUUAACUCUGGGGGGAAGCUUCCCAGAAGGUCCCCAGUGGCACAUAAAGACUCAAAGUUGUAUAGGACCUUACCCUUGAGGAAGCUGGAGGGCAGCAAUUGGAGAUGCCGAGGACCCUUCAGCUACUGUUUCCUGAACCGAGGGCAGGAUGAAGAUGGGGAUGAAGAUGAAGAGGAAGGAGAGGCCACCCUUCAGGUGUCUUGCCUCUAUCGACCACAGAUAACUCAAGCCAUGCCGGAACAUAGCAACUCAUCUCUGGUUGUUGGGAUGCGGAAGCAAGGAGAGGAGCUGUCCAGAAAGCCAGUGCUAAAGAUCUGGUCGGAAGACCUGAGUGGACUGGAUGACUUGGAAUUCAACAGUAUAGCUUUUGAUGCCAGGAUUGCAAGAAUAAAUGCCCUCAAGGAGAACACAUAUGUAAUGCCUGAUGGAUUUCUUGCAGCCCAGAAUGAUGCCAAUGAGCUGCUCUGCCUUGUCAGGGCAACCAAGGGGAAGAGAGAGGAGUCACACCCUGAAGCAUAUGAUCUUACACUUUCUCAGUACAAGCAGCUCUUGUCUAUUGAAUCCAGACAGUUGGGAAGUGCCUGUAGGAAAAUGGCAAUGGCUGAGAAAAGCCCCGAGGAGAUGCUUUUAGCUAUGAGUUCCAGCUUCCAAGUGCUCUGUUGCCUAACAGAAGCUUGCAUGCGAUUAGUGAAAGUCGUGAACUCUGAAACACAGCGACAGGAAAUUGUAGCGAAGAUUGAUGAAGUGGUCAUAAACUACAUUUGUCUCCUGAAAGCUGCCGAGGCAGCUACUGGAAAGACCACUGGGGAUCCCAAUAUUGCACUCUCAAUGCGACAUUCAACCACCAUGGCCGCUCUUGUAAGCACACUAACACGUUCUCUCAAGAUGCUUUUAAAUAAAUAAAUAUGAAAGUCACAUCGUAAUCUACCUUUGCAAAGCCAUACAUGAACUUUUAUUUACUUUCUGUGUAAAAUGAACGGAUGUCUCCUUUCUCCUCUCUGUAUAUUUUGUUAUUUUAUAUAAAAUAGGAGAUAGAAGUUACAUUGAUGAAUUGUUGAAAUGUCCUAAUCAGAUAUAUUCUGUCUAUAUUAUACAUAUAUACAUGUAAAAGAAAUAUAUGAGAAAGUGAUGGCAUUUGGCUAUUUUUCAUAUAGUCAAACACCAGGUAUAUGAUGGGAAAUUUUAAAUACUACCAUGUUAGAGAAAAACAAUGAAUCCUAUUCCCUCUCCUUCCAAGCAGACACUUGGAGACCAUAUCAUUCAUAUUUAGAAGUCAAAACCAAAAAGAAAAAAGAUCACAAUGUAUAUAAAACAGUACUUGUGUUUUAAAAUUAUGAUUUUUAAGCAUUGGAAAUAGCAAAAAGACAUUUAAAAUUCAAGAAGCUAUUAUGAAUUAUUAGAGAAUAUAUAAUAAAUUAACUUUUGCUCAUAGCAUUUUGUUAUUGGAUGCUUUCUUCCAAGAAUCCCACAUACUUAAUUUUAGUUUAUGCUAUUUGGGCUACAGAUGGGCAGGGGGUGGGUAGUUUUUAUUGGUUCACCACAAAUGCUCUUCUAGGUUUUUCUAGACUUAAAAAGCUUCCCCAAUAGAAGAACAGAGAAUGAUGGGCAAGUUCCUAGGUGAUAACUAGAGUUAUGGAUUACCUGAUUACAUUAAAUAAAUGUAUUAGUUACACCAAAUUUAAAUUGUUCGGUGAAAAGAGAGAUCUGCUUUGACUGAAUGUCAAAAUACAUAAACCAAAGGUAUUAUUUUCUUCCAACUCCAACCCAACCACACAGCUUAAAAUUUCGUUUAGAGUGACAGCACAUCUCGUAAAGUGUUUAUAGAAUUACACAAAAUGGAAAAUGUAAUGGUCACAAACAGUAAGUGCAGACCCAGCAAUGUAAACCAGACCAUACACCAGCACCCGUGAAGCACAGCAUAGCCCUCAGCUCUUUCUCUCAGCUCUCAGAAGAGCUUCUUUAGCACCUCCUCCACAGGAGCCAUGACUAGCAGCAAAACCUGGAAGGACAGCCUACAACCGGGAGAAAUUUUCAAACCAGAAAUAUUCCAGAAAAUCAAAGAGAGAUGGCAACUCUCAGAAUUGAAACCAUGAUUGAAUAAGUCAUGGAGUAUUUUUAUUAAAUGAGUACUUCAUUUGUAUUGGAUGAUAGAAAUAGUAGAUCUGAACAAAAGCAUGGUCAAUUUGACCAUUUUCAGGGAAACUAAGAGAAUGCAAAGAAGUUUUCAGAGCUAUCAUUUCUCUAAAAAUAUAUCUUUGGAUCAAAACAAAAGGAGGCAAACUCUUCAAUCAUAAAAUUGAUAUGUAUAUAUAUUUUUCUGGAUCAUUCAGUAUUUACACUGUACACACUUCAAUUUAUGUAAGUGGCUCCUUAGAAUAAGACAGUAGUAUACAAAGUACAAAUAAUUCCAGUUUUGUAACCUACUAGGCAGGAGAUGUAGCAGGGUCCACAGUUGCUAUUUCUCUCUGGUCAGCCAUUCAUUCCACAGAUUCUCACCAAAAGUCACACCACAGAUUUAUAGAUGGCAGCCAAAGAAGGAGUUCAGACAUGAGUUAUUAUAAAUAAUGUUUAAUUAAAUGAAAAAAACAUUAUUUCAUUACAAUUAUAAAUAUUUGGUGUUUUGAUAUUGAGAGACAUUAGUGGUGUUUACUGUGGAAAAAUCUUAGUAAAUAUUCUGUGUACUAUAAUACUAAUAUAAUAGGAUGUGUGCUCUAUGUCAGACAAUGUGCUAAACAUCACAUUAUCUCAUUUAUUCAUCACAGCAAUCUUUUGGUUUGGACACUACCAUUGAUUCCUUCUGGAGGCAUUAUGGUUUAGUAGUUAUGGAAUAUGGGGACUGGGGUCAGAAACAUCUUGAUUUCAAUUUUGGUUCUGUCAUUCCCUGGCCCUUUCAUAUCGGGAAAGCUAUUUUUUUCUAAGUUUCAAUUUCCUUAUAGUGAAAUGGAAUUCAGUAAUGAGAUCUAUUUCCAUAGGGUUGUCACAAGUUUUAAGUAAAAUUAUGUAUGUAAAGUUCUUACCACAAUAUCUGGCAGAGAUUAAGUACUCAAUGUUAGAUAUUAUAAUUAUCAUAAUCAUUGUGUUAAAUAUAUUGCCCAAGAUAUUAUGUGGAGGAUGUUUGUUUUAUAUGCAUAUUGUAUCCUGACUUUGUGCAGAACACAUUAUGUGUACCGCAUAUAUAAAUGAAAUGUACAAGGAAAUGAUGAUCCUUGCUCAAAUUGCAAAUCUAGUUAGAACAAUGUCCUAGUCCGUUGUAGUUCUUUGAGAAGUCUCAGGGAAAUAGCUCUGGGUCUUUCUAACCAAUCUCCCAUUACCUGUGGCUACUCAGUAAGUUUCUGUUUCUUAUAAACAGUCUUUCCUACUCAGAAAAUCUCAAAGCCUCCCCCCUUCACUAAGCAUGGGGCUCCUAACUGGAGCCCAGGUCCAUUAGAGUAUAGGAAGACCAUAUUAGAAUGAUACUUGUGUUUAUUUUUAUCUAGAUUUUUAUGUUUGUGUAUGUUUUAUAAUGGCAUAAUAGUACAGUGGUACAUGUACAUACUUUUAAAUAAAUAAAUGAAUAAAUGAAUAA